AUGCAAGCAGUACAAAAUGAAGCCGGUGGAUUGUACUUUUUGGAUGCGCCCGGUAGUACGGGUAAAACAUUUGUAAUAUCACUCAUUUUGGAAAACAUUCGAGUGCAAGAGAAAAUUGCAUUGGCACUUGCUUCGUCUGGAAUAGCUGCUACUCUGUUGGAUGGAGGACGAACAGCCCACUCUGCAUUAAAAUUACCAUUAAAUGUGCAGGUGAUUGAGAAUCCCACGUGCAAUAUAUCAAGAAAUUCUGCGAUGGCGAAAGUUUUGCAGCAAACAGCAAUUAUUUUAUUGGAUGAAUGUACAAUGACACACAAAUAA
Sipha flava (yellow sugarcane aphid) is the source of this 318-nucleotide messenger RNA. RefSeq lists its product as uncharacterized. The coding region runs from base 1 to 318 and encodes 105 amino acids. NCBI's taxonomy places the organism in Eukaryota, Metazoa, Arthropoda, Insecta, Hemiptera, Aphididae. The transcript has 2 exons. Gene Ontology annotation, biological process: DNA repair; telomere maintenance. The record is from RefSeq and is a predicted model, not a curated record. Gene Ontology annotation, molecular function: DNA helicase activity.